Lasiosphaeria miniovina is the source of this 318-nucleotide messenger RNA. RefSeq lists its product as uncharacterized. The record is from RefSeq and is a predicted model, not a curated record. Lineage: Eukaryota; Fungi; Ascomycota; Sordariomycetes; Sordariales; Lasiosphaeriaceae. The transcript has a single exon. Bases 1 to 318 code for a protein of 105 amino acids.
AUGCGCCGCAUGACGGGCACGUUGGUGGCGACGCCCAUCGCGGUGGGCAUCGUGGCGCUGCUGCUCGAGCUGGCCAUGCUGGACGUGCCCGACGACGGGGCCACGCAGGCCACGCUGCGCCGCGUGCUCGCCCAGCUCAGGACGUACGAAGGCAUGAUGGAAAUGCUCAUGGCUAUGGCGGUGCCGACGCAGGGCGGCGAGUACUACAACAUAGUGCCCACCAGGGUACUCGACACGGCCGGCAACGUCGCCGACAACAGGAAAUGGCUUCUUCGCAAUAAGUUUGGGUUGGAAUUAACUGAACUCCGACGGCCAUAG